Molecule: messenger RNA, 725 nt
Organism: Thermothelomyces thermophilus ATCC 42464
Lineage: Eukaryota; Fungi; Ascomycota; Sordariomycetes; Sordariales; Chaetomiaceae
Exons: 1
Coding region: 91-600 (169 amino acids)
Source: RefSeq, a predicted model, not a curated record
CUUGCGAACGGUGGGAGUCUGAUCAUCUUCAGCGAGUGCGCUGUUCCAGGUCAAGGACACGAUCUAUCAGUAGACAUUUGGGCAAUCGGCAUGCUCACGUUACAACUAUUUCUAGGGUACCAAGAACUUCCAAACCUUGACUCGACUGUCUUCAGAAACCAGAGGGAUGUCGACAGGUAUCUAGGGCUGAUAUUCACUUCCCUUGAGCCCCGAGGCAGGAUAUCCGACGCCGCCCAACGCUUCGUUUGCGGAUGCCUAGCCUACGACAGCGGCAAGAGGCCAACGGCGCGCCAGGCGUUCUAUCACGACUGGCUACAGAGCCCGGCAAGCGACAGGAGGACGUUCAAGCGGUUGGAGGCUGCCAAUGUUCUCUCGUGGAGGCCCCAACGAGUCAAAUAUCCGGUAAUUGAGAACCUCACCAACAAGGUAUGCGGCCGAGACUGUCGCGACCACCCGAAUCGCGUCAAGGAGGGGAACAACAACGAAGUUUCACCGCACUUCAUGACCUCUGUGCCAUCCGGGGAAGACGUUCGUAAGGAAGACAAAAAGGAUGACGAAAGCAUGCGAGCACAUGGCGGAGGAGGCCCGACGGCUUGGUGACCAGAGAAGAUUUUGACCAGAAUGGGAAGCACAUGGUGUCCAACCCAAGGGGCUGAGGUGGCCCAUGCAUAUUCUGCAUUGCUGCUCUUCUGUCAUGAGGACUGGUUAAAGGAUUAAGAGUAUCG